AUGAUAGUUUAUUUCUUUAUCCUACACUUUAUCAAGGACUCUCUAGCGCUUUUGAUUGAAAGAAUCCCAUCAACAAAUCCUUCGCCUGAUAAAAGAAUGCUGCCACUCAUGCAGAGCUUUCCAAAUUUAAAUCUUACACUUUCAUAUGGAGGCUUGCAGAGCCCAAUUAAUGUUUUUAAUGAUAUCUGGUCUUUCCAGACAAAUAAUGAAACAUGAUCAAAGCUUGUUCCUCUAGACUCAGUUUAUCCAGGUAAAAUUCAAAUUAGUUGGGAGAUAUGGAGGAGGAUCUUGAAAGGAUCAAGAUAGUUAUCUAUUUUAUAUCUUUGGAGGGAUGAGCACUUAUGGCCCGAUAAACGAUAUAUGGAGUUUCCAUGCAACUAGACUACUUUGGACCAAAAUUUCAGCAACUGGAGAUAUCCCAUUGCCUAGGGUUAAUUUUGGGUAUACCUCCUGAACAGAAAAUGGGGCCGUGAAAUUCGCUGUUUUUGGUGGGUCAUCCUCUAUAGGAUUUGAUAAUCAUUUAUAUAUGUAAAAAUAAAGUAGACUUGACACAGACAGCUGGGUGUGAACAAUGAUGCCAAGUAAUGGCAGUAUGCCUCCAAAAUUAGAAAGCCCUUGCAUAACUUAUUAUAGCAAUGCUUUAUAUAUUGCAGGAGGCCAAGCUCCUUUAGAAGCAAAUCCAUAUAUUAAUGGAUCAUAUAAAUAUGAUUUAGACCUUUCCGCAUGAGUCAAUAUUUCUUCAUUGAGCACAUAUACAAGUAGAUAUUUGCAUGGCUGUGUUAUUUUUAACGAUGAGUUAUAUAUGCUAUCUGGCUGGUCAAUGGAAUGGAAUGAUCAAAACUCUGAAUGAUAUAAACUAAAUUUAUCCGAUAUAAAUCAUGACUGAUACAAAAUAGAUAAAAUUAAUUUAUCAAACAAUGAUUAUGGCUUUACACUAAUUGACUCAAAACUUUAUAUUUUUGCAGGUUUUAAAGAUAAAGGGUUUCAUAAUGCUUUUUGAAUAUUUGAAUUAUCUGCAUUUUCGCCAAUUCUAUACGGCUCUUAUGAUGAAAAUCUAUCUCCAAGCGCCCGAAUGCUCCAUUCUAUGCAUCCAAUAGGAGAAAAACUUUACUUGUUUGGAGGCUUAGGCGAAGAUGGAGAAUUAUUUAAUGAUUUUUGGGCUUAUGAUACAAUUAAUGAGAAAUGGAAAAGCAUUGAAGCUGCAGGAAGUGCACCGUCACCAAGGUAUGGGUUUGCUUCAGCUGAAAAUUCAGGAGUUAUAGCAGUCUGGGGAGGGCAUGGGUCUUCAGGAUAUUUGAAUGAUAUUUAUAUGUUUCAUAUCGGCACUUUGCAAUGAUAUUUUAUUCAAAACCCCACUUCACCUCCAAGUCCAAGAGAAGGAGCCUGCUUAGCAGCUAUAGAGUCACUUAUUCCCACUUGGUUAGUGAGCAAAAAAGUCUGUUCACAAGAAAGAAUUAAUUUUUAGUUAAAAAAAUUAUAUUAAAAUUCUAAUUUAAUUUAUAAAAUUAAAGUUUUAGAAUGUAAGCUAUUUCCAAUUAAAAGAAUUGGCUGGAAAUUUUCUUAUCAUAAAUAAUUAUUAGGAUAAAUUUUUUUUCUCUAGCCAAGGAUAUAUGGAUUUUUCUAUUGGUUUAGAUUCAAACCAAGGGAGAGUUAUUAUUAUAUAUGGAGGCAUGACAGCUUCUGGGCCUUCUGAUGAACUAUGGCUCCUCAAUAUAAGUGAAAAAACUUAUAUACUCCUUGACUCAAGUAACCCACAAGGGCCAGGGCCUCUGUAUUAUGCCUCAUGCAAAAUUGUUGAUAAUUCAUUUUAUGUGUAUUACGGAGAAUAUGAUGGAGAAUAUUCAUCGAAUGAAAUUUUUAGCUAUAAUUUAACAAGCAAAAUAUGGGAAAAAAUUUAUCACAAUUCAAAUGAUUUGCAAUGAAUUAGAAGUAAAGCAGGCUCUUUAAAAUUAGACGACAGGAUUUUAGUCUUUGGAGGAAAUAUAUUUGGAAGGUACCUUAGUAAGGACAUAUUUUACGUUAACUUGACCACAAGCGAAUUUGUAAAAAUAGGCCAAAUCCCUGAUUAUACUUUUGGCUUCGCUUGGUGCUAUUUGAAGGAUCAUAUUUAUAUUCAUGGAGGAGCAACAGUCUUAAUCUUAAUUAAACUUAUAGAAAAGCCCGAACGACUCUGCAUUCUAAAAUUCUCCUGUCAUCUACCCAGUUCGUGCUUUGACAUCGCAAAGGUUGUUCAUGCUAGAUGAGGGCCUGCACUCAUUACCCGAUAGUCGGAAGAAUUGUGACACUGUACCCUGCGUCAACAUAGAUUACCUGCCAUGAAAAGAACUUUUUGACUAACUCUCAAAUCCGAAGCAAAGGCGUAGAUCCUGGAUUUACGUUGAAAAACAGUCCCGAUUAGACAAGGAGCUCACUUCUGGCAUUGGUUGUAGAUCUCUUUCCAACUCUCAAUUACAUUUCUCUAUGAGGAAAACUGCCACCAUAUUGAGCUCAAGUAGAUCAGUUAACCGCUGCUGCUCUAUAGCGCUUUCCCGAGGAUGGCGCGGAAUGGCGCCAUCCUCGGGAAAGCCAGGAAGGCAUCCACACGGGAACUGGGAGUUCCACGUGUGGAUGCCAUUUUGACAUGUGGAAGUUUGGAUCCCAUAUGUCAAAAAUGGCAUCCACACGUGGAACUCCCAGUUCCCGUGUGGAUGCUUAGUUGACUUUCCCGAGGAUGGCGCCAUUCCGCGCCAUCCUCGGGAAAGCGCUAUACUUGGUUCCAGGAAAGCCUUGCUAGAUACAAAUUCUCAAGCACAUCUUCUUUUCUCAAGGCUUUUCCCCAAAACUGUAAAGAGGUUGGGCCGAUCCAUAGCGCCAUUUUAAUGUAUAUAGAUAAGCAACAGUCUUAGGAGAGCUUUUAAGAUAUGAAGUGCCUUCAAACAAGUUUUUCAGGAUUCAUUUGCAAAGUGACUGUGCCGAUAUAGAAAGCUGCUAUUGGGAAUGCAGCCCAGGAACUUAUAAGCACAAUAAUGAGUGUUUAUUAUGCCCGCCUGGAACUUACUCUGAUAGUUAUGGAAACUCUGCAUGCACUAAUUGCUUGGAAGGAUUUUUUAACCAAAUUUAUGGCUCUGCAUCAAGAGUUCUGUGCUAUCCAUGUGAGGAAGGGACAUAUAAUUCUAUUGAAGGAGCUGCCCUUUGUCUGAAUUGCCCGCACUCUGCAGAGUGUAAAGCAGGUAGUGUUACUUUUGAAAGAGAAGUCUUUUCAUUCAGUGAUUUGUCUAUUCAGCCUCCAUUAUAUAAAGCUGAUCAAGACAAACUCGACAGAAUUAUCCUCAUUGUAAAUUUAGUAUUCGGACUAUUUGGGUUUCUCUUGAUUAUAUUUAUUUUGAUGUUUUUUGCAUCAAUCUUAUCAAGAAUUGAUAUAUAUAGGUAUAUCCCUAAGAUAGCCCGAUAUGGGCGAGGGAUAGAGGCCAAAACUUACCACUUGGUCCGUCAACUCGAGCUGGCCGAACCAAGUGGAAGGAGGCUCAUUUGCCACUUACCACUUGGCUCGACCAACCUAAGUUUGCCGGACCAAGUGGGAAUUUUCGCCUCUUUCCCUCGCUAUAUCGGGCUAUCUUAGGGAUAUGCCUAUAUACCUCAAGCCACAACCAUUUGCUGAACGUUUCAAUGAUUCUGACAAAAACAAAAAUCGGAGGAUUCUUUUCGAUUAUUUUUGGGGUCCUUGCAAUUAUAUUGGUUUCCGAUAGUAUAAUCACUUUUAAGCUAGACAAUAUCACAGAGCAGAAAAGCCUAGUUCCUCUUGUUGUGCUUUCCCAAGACAUAUCAAAGGUACUUUUUAUUUAGUAUACAGGAGAUUUUGUGAUCUCAACUACUUUUAUCAAUUAUGGGGGAAACUGCUUACUCCCCCCAUCCGUGAGUGAACAAUAAAAUUUUGUUCAUUUACAGAGGGGGGUUAAUUUUUUAUUUUUUAAAAAAUUUAUAUAAAUUGUAUAGAAAAUAUUUUUUUCGAAAUUUAAAAAAAUCUAAUUCGCAAAAAUUGGAAAACAUAUAUUAAUUUACUUUAUAUACAAUUUAUGUUUUAAAAGCAAUUUGUUUAAAAUUAAACAGGAUUAGCUCUAGAUUUCAUUAUAGUAAUUAUCACUUAUAGAAAUUGCCUGAGGAUGGCACAAAAUAGCGCCAUCCUCGGGCAAUUUCUAUAUAUAUCAAAAUUGUUUUCCAUAAAAAAAUUUUCUAUUAAAAUAAUUUUUGUUCGCUCACGGAGGGUGGGUUUUUGGGCAUAAAGUAGCGAUUUUUCUAAUGGUUUUGUUCACUCACAAAGGGGGGGAGUUAGUAAAUCAUGCUUGCUCCCCUGAAAUACACAUUUCAUUUAGUAAUAUAUAUGGGAGUUGGUCUGAAAUGAGCUGCCAAUUAAACAAAAGAGAUUGCAACGUAAUCAUCAAGUGCAAAAACUGCCAAAUAGAAAGCGAAGGUGAAAUCUCUUAUGAAAUGGCAUACACAAACGCAUUUUCUUCAGGGUUUAUUAUACAAGUUAAUUCCACAUCUUCAAUUCCAGAUGAGAUAAGCAGCUAUCGCACCGUUAUACUUCCAAAUCCAGGCUAUGUUUUUCUUGGCUUUACAGCAACAACUGUCCAUUUUGCAUCAAUUCCUUCUGUAAACUUUAAUGCAGUGAUUCCAGGAAUCCCAUAAAGAUAGGUCGUAUACUGGCUAUCAUAUUUCUGUGGAGCAAAGUCCAGAAUAUGGCUCACAAUUUCACACUUAUGAGUAAGUCCUAUUUAGAAUGGGACUCGCCUAUAAUUUGUAUUUGAAUCUUCAGUUUAAUAAUGGCUUAAACGGGCUUGUUACAACAAGGAAACAGGGGCAAACAUGAUUAACUUUGCUUAAUCCAUCCCCCGGUGAGCAAACAAAAAAUUUUUAAUUUUUCUUUUUAUAUUUCAAUUUAAUUUAAAAAAUGCCAAUUAUAAAUCAAAAAUUAAUUAAUUUUUAAAACUUAAUUUUAGAAUGCAAUCUGUUGAAAAUUUAAUAUAUGAGAUUUCAUUAUAAUAAUUAUUACUUAUAUAUCAAAAUAUUUUUUUUAAAUUUUUAAGCCUAUAUUUUUUAAAUUUUAAUUUAUUUUUUAUAAAGAAUCUAUUCAAAAAUUUUAUAGAUUCAGUGUAAAAACUGUUUAAAUAAUAUUCUAAUUGUACUUUUUUCGUUAAAUUAGAAGAAAACUUAUUUUAUAAAAGUUCUUAUUUUUACCUAUAUACUUUCCUAUUAAAAAACAUUUUGUUACAAUUUAAGCAGGGUUAAAAGAAUUCUUUUCUUACAUUUUUUUCUCAAAAAUUUAGGGAUUUUCCUAAUGGUUUUGCUCAUUCACGGGAGGAGAAGGAGUUAGUGUACUAUUGGGGUCUAUAUUUGGACUAUUGGGAGGUGUUGGAGGAGUGAUGAGUUUUAUUGAAGGAUGUUGAACAGAAAUAGAAGAUGGUUUUAGGGAAGACAAUCCUUCAGCCCUUAUUGAAAAAGGCCAUAAAAUUAGAAAUCAAUUUGAUUCCCAUGCCAAGCUAGCAAGGUCAAUGGAUUCAAUGUCAAAAAUAAAUCCUUUUUUGAAGUUCAAUUUUUUUUAA
Messenger RNA from Blepharisma stoltei, 5579 nucleotides. NCBI's taxonomy places the organism in Eukaryota, Ciliophora, Heterotrichea, Heterotrichida, Blepharismidae. The record is from the annotation of a GenBank genome assembly.